Messenger RNA from Pedinophyceae sp. YPF-701, 987 nucleotides. NCBI's taxonomy places the organism in Eukaryota, Viridiplantae, Chlorophyta, Pedinophyceae. The record is from the annotation of a GenBank genome assembly.
AUGACCUACGCAGCCAUGGCGAGGACACCGCUCGACCGGUACGAGAAGUCGGAGAAGAUCGGUGAGGGCACGUAUGGCGUCGUCUACAAGGCGAGGGACACCCUGUCGCAGCAGACGAUCGCGCUGAAGAAGAUCCGGCUGGAGCACGAGGACGAGGGCGUGCCGUCGACGGCGAUCCGCGAGAUCGCCCUCCUGAAGGAGCUGUCGCACCGCAACAUCGUGCAGCUGCGCGACAUCGUGCACUUCGAGCGGAAGCUCUUCCUCGUCUUCGAGUACGUCGACCUGGACCUGAAGCGCCUGAUGGACGCCAACACCGACACGUUCCCGCACCAGACGCAGCUCAUCAAGUUCUACCUCUACCAGAUGCUCGACGGCCUCGCCUUCUGCCACCGGAACUCCGUCCUGCACCGGGACCUCAAGCCCCAGAACCUCCUCAUCUCCCGGGAAUCCAACUUCCUCAAACUCGCCGACUUCGGCCUCGCCAGGGCGUUCGGCAUCCCCGUGCGGCCGUACACGCACGAGGUGGUCACGCUGUGGUACCGGGCGCCGGAGAUCCUGCUGGGCGCGAAGCACUACUCGACGCCCGUCGACAUGUGGAGCGUGGGGUGCAUCUUCGCGGAGAUGCUCAACGGCCGCGCGCCGUUCCAGGGGGACUCGGAGAUCGACCAGCUCUUCAAGAUCUUCAAAGAGAUGGGCACGCCGAACGAGGGGGUGUGGCCGGGGGUGUCCCAGCUGCCCGACUUCAACGCGAGCUUCCCGCAGUGGCGCGCCAAGUCGCCCGCGGAGUUCGUGCCCGGCCUCGACGCGCAGGGCGAGGACCUGCUGUGCAAGCUGCUGUGCUACGCGCCCAACAUGCGCAUCACCGCCAAGGACGCCAUGGAGCACCCGUACUUCGACGACAUCCGGCCGCACCUCCGCGCGGGCAUGACCUCGCCGGAGUUCAGCCAGCUGUUCGCGAACGCGCUGCACCCGCAGCAGCGCGCAUGA